AAACAAGGGUUUAAUUCCAAAACAGCCAGCCUUUGUAUUUUGAUUUUUAACAUUUUAAUUGGCUGGCAUAGCUAAACACUUUCAUUUUAUGUUUAUUGUAUGCCUGUUGAAUGUUGCAGUGAAUUCUUCUCAUCACAGAUUUACUGAUGUCUCAAAAGAGCUCAGUGCUACCUGUGCAAUUCUUAAAUGGAAGAUCUUCAGCUGACUCUUUGCUAGCUGGAUUAGUGAGCUUUGCUUGAAGCAGUGUGAAGCUUGCUAGAGACUGCUGAAGGGAACCUGCUUGGUUAGCCUUGAAAUCACACAAUCUCAGGCUUAGUUGUUUUGUAGUUACAGGUAAAUAAUAGUUUACCUUGAAGUGUCGUGUCAGGCAUUGCUCAUCUACCUUCUGUAAAUGAUGUAAAACUGAAGUCCACGUGACUAGAGAAGCAAGUGUCCUCAAGCUGUAGGUGUUGGCUGUUGAAAGUUACCGAACAGUGAAUUGCAGGGCAGCUUGUAAGUGUGGGAGGAAGGAGCAGAGACACGAUGAGUUUUGCUUUUUACCUAACGCAGUUGUGGGUGUUCCCGUUCUCAUGGAAUGUAGGUUUCAGACCUUGAAUUCAGAGUCUGGCUUGGGCUGGUAUUUAAGGGUGAUGGGCUUUAGAUGCUGGAGUUUGCAAGUUCUGGUGAGCAGAUUGCUAUGUUUGAGGUUCUCCAAGCUCCCAUCUCCGAAGGUGCAGCAGGCUGUUUAGCUGGAAUGACUUUGGAAGUGACUUGGAGGAGCUUGCCCCUUAGCAGGCUGCUCCAUGACAGUAGUGCUGUAUUCUGACACCAGAGGUGUUGGACAUGGAGUGCACCACUGUGUCCUGAAGCCCUCACUGUUGCACCUUAUGCACUUGGCUUUUAUGGUCAAGGGCUCUUCUUGGAGCAGCAGGAUUUGUGUACUUUAUCAGCCUCUUUGGCUUGUCAGUUUCCACAGACAUUUAAAAUUGGUAUUUGCCUUCCAAGAUAAGCAUCAUUUUCCACUAAGCUUUGUAGGAAUUAAGGGGGAGGGUAUUGGAUACAAACUUUGGUGAUGGCAUUUUAAAUUUGCUUCUCAUGCAUGCAUGUCUAAGCUAUUUUGGUUCUGUGUUUGGUUUGUACUCGUUUGUCAAAAUCACAGAGGAUUAGCUGUAGCAGCAGGAUGAAAUGAUUAACAUCAUAAGUGGGGCAUAGUUCUAAACUUUUGAACUUACUUUCAACUAUUUGGAAUAAUAAGACUGGACAGCAUUACCGUGGUCUUGUUUAAGAGCUGUGCUUCCAGAGACACCACAUUGCAACACUUUCCAAUUUAUUUAGAAGAAGUGUUUUUAAGGUCACUAUGCCAACAGUAGUUGGUUAUAAAUGCAUAUUUGGAAGCCCUGUGUGGGCUGGGAAGAGAGAGGGAAGUCUUGGUCAGGGUUCCCAGAAAUGACUGAAAAUGAAGCUGAGUUUGUACAGGAAGAAGAUAACCUUUUUUUGGUUUGGUUUUAGUGUUUGGAAGCAGGACAAAUAAACUAAGGUGUAACCUGCUUGUUUGUUGCACUCAGUGCAGUGGGGGUUUUCAUGCUCAUCUGAAGCUUGGAGAAACACAGCCCAGACACUUCACAGACCUUGGUACCUGCUGCUGAAGUUUGCUUCCUGUCCGUAUGGCUGCCCUGUUUUUGCACAAUCCUGACGAAAGAGGGAGAUCUGUGAAUUGGGAAAAGCUGAAGAACUGCCUGUUGAGCAUCUCCAGUCCUGAGCUGAAACAUGAAGCAUGUUCCUUACAGGGUUUGAAGUCACCAGUUUUGACUUGCCCUGGAAGGGGUUUUACACUCUUAACCCAUAAGCUGUAACCAGUUCUCCCUCCUUUACAGCCACAAACCUUUACUGCUGGUUCCCUGCCAAAAGCCCUGAGAAAAUCUCCUGUUGUCUCCUAGAGAAGCAGCAAGGAAGCUGCCUUCUGAGCUGUUGGCUUCAUCUUUUUUAGCAUAUUGGCAGCACCAGGAUUUGAGGUUCCCUGAGCACUGUGUAAGCAGUGUUAGGUAGGGAAGGUCAGUGAAAAGGCAGGAGGGACUGGGAAAGGGGAGGAGGAACCAUUGUCAGUGCAGAGGCUGCACGGGAUGGGAACAUUGCUCCCGCCAGCAGCAGCCGUACAGCUUAGGAACCCAGAAAAAUAAAAAAAGCAGCUGCAGGUGCCCUCAGGAUGCCAUCCCUGCCACUGUCACAGGAACAAGCCACCUAUUGUCCCCCCAGAAGUACUGCUGUUGAACAUUGCAGAGCUUGGACCAGGGAGAUGUGUCAGGCAGCAGUAUGGCAUACCUGGCACUGAGCAGUGUUGCUGUGGGAAAGGGGGUAGUGGUGGGCUGUAGGGAUAGUGGUGUAGGCCAUCUGCAGAGGUGGGUGACAAAGUACAGCCUGGCGCUUCCAAGUGGGGCCCACAGAGCACAGAAAGGCCCUUGGGAAUAGCGUUGAGGACCCACACAUCCCAGUGGUGCUUAGUCUGCAGAAUGGGAACAGCCAAUCUGAGCCCCAACUGCUUCAGUUUACUGAGCUGCUCCUGUUGCACCUGGGUAGGUGUUGACGGAGACAUAGUCCAUCACACCCUGGACAUUAAUUCCUCCACAGGGCAUCCUACUUGGGCUUGGGUAAUGUUAUCUCUCUGCUUGACCACCCCAUGUGCCUUUGGGGGUGCUCCCAGCAGCAGGCAAGGCAGCUUGAGUUGUACAGGUGCCCAGAAAGAGGCAGCUUCUCAAGGUUUGAGAAGGGUGGCUGUUUAAUAUUGCUUUCACAGCUCAGCACCUGGGAAUCAUCUGCCCGGAACGGACUUGUUUCAGUAGCAUUCUUUCAGAGGCACACUGAAUGUACUCUGAUAGCUCUUUUGUAAAGAAAUGUAUAAAAAUAGCUGCUGCCGGCACUGUGAGUGAGGUCGCAGACAAGCAAUCUCUUGACAAUAGGAGCAGAUGACAAUAACAGGAACCUCUGGAAACCAAGAGCUUUUGGUGAUACAAGAGAAAUCUUGUUUCUUAAAAGAGCUUUGUGGCAUCAUGGGGAGUAAAGUAGAAAUUUCAGGGGCAAUAGGUUUUGGAAGUUAAAAGAUGCCCUGGAAGUUAAAAGAAACCCAUAGGGGUUCUUAGGCACUAGAAUAGCACAAAUAAUCAACAGUGCUUCUUCCACCAUGCUUUUCUGCAGGUACUGCUUUAAGUGAUGUUACUUAGUAUUGUCUUAACUCAGCUGCCUGUGUGUGAGCAUCCAGGGUCACUUGGGCUGUCUAAGCAUCAGCCUGCACCUGGGGCCCAGCAGCUCUCACAGUGGCUCCAUCCCUCUGUGCCAUGAAAUCAGUCCAUUCGAGUACCAUCCACUGUCCUCUUCCAUGUUGUGUCCUGCUGGCAUGUGCUAUCUCCCUGAUAAAAAUUAAAGCAGCCUCUGAAUAGAUUUUUUUUUCUCUUUUAAGCACUUAAAAUUGCAAGGCAGUACACAGCAGAAGCGAGAGCCAGGGCAAUGGUUUGUGGAGACUGAAACAUCUGCACAGCUGCUUGCAGCCAUGAUCGUGCGGUUCCUGACCAAGCGCUUCAUCGGCGACUACGAGCCCAACACAGGCAACCUCUACUCCCGGCUGGUCCAUCUGGACGGGGACCACGUUGCCGUACAGAUCCAAGACACGCCGGGAUGCAUCCAGGUGCAGGAAGACUGCGUGCAGGUGCUGGACUCCCUGUCCAGGUGCGUGAAGUGGGCAGAGGGCUUCCUGCUGGUCUAUUCCAUCACGGACUACAGCAGCUACCAGUCAGUCCAGCCCCUCUACCAGCAUAUACGCAAGGUGCACCCCGAUGCCAGGACUCCCAUCAUUAUUGUGGGGAACAAAGCAGACCUCCUCCAUGCCAGGCAAGUACAGGCAAAAGAGGGACUACAGCUAGCAAAUGAACUGGGCAGCCUGUUCUUGGAAAUCUCCACCAGUGAGGACUCCCAAGGUGUCUGUGAUGUCUUCCAGUAUCUUUGCAAGGAGGUCAGCAAACUACAGCAUGCUGGCAGCACGGACAGGAGGCGGUCAUCCAUCAUCCCUCGGCCCAAAUCUCCCAACAUGCAAGAUCUAAAGAGACGUUUCAAACAGGCUUUAUCUUCCAAAGUCAAGUAAACCUCCCAAUGAGAUCCCAUGGGACUCAAUAGAAUUUAUUUUUGUAAACUAGUUAAUAAAAAUCUUUAUUUUUGUACUAAUGCCAGCAGUGUAGAAGUAAGUGUGUCAAAGCUUGUAAUUUCCUUGCUGUUCUUUCAUUUGACUAGUUGGGUUAUUUUUGGGGGAAAAAAAAAAAAAGCUGCAUAGCAACAUAGCAACUAAAUAGAGGUAGUUGGAAAGGGGACUUUUGCCCAAAGGCUUUGAUUAAAUUUCUUUUUUCUGGGGACUGGGAUUUUCUGUAUUAAGCUACUCAUAUGAUUUUCUUUGGGGGCCUCGAUUUCCUGUUUGUAAAAUGGGAGUGUUAAUGAUGUAAAUCAUUACCUGCCUUUAUACAAUGCUUGGAAAGCCCAUGGUGGAAAACUUUGUAGGAAACAAAAAAGAGCUCUAUUAAAUAUGAAAAUA
Poecile atricapillus (Black-capped chickadee) is the source of this 4549-nucleotide messenger RNA. It is a transcript of the gene RASL11A, whose product is annotated as RAS like family 11 member A. Bases 3521 to 4108 code for a protein of 195 amino acids. The transcript has 4 exons. Gene Ontology annotation, molecular function: GTP binding; GTPase activity. The record is from RefSeq and is a predicted model, not a curated record. Lineage: Eukaryota; Metazoa; Chordata; Aves; Passeriformes; Paridae.